UGCAACAGCUGCCACGACGGAGCCCGUUUGCACGUCACUGAUUUUCUUUCCUCCCCUCUCUCCCUCUAUUCCUCUCUUCCUCUCUUUCCACACCGCCCACUCUCACUCACCGCCGCCUCGCCGGCUUCUUCUCCCCGUCUCAUCGCCCGCUGCCCCUUUUUUCCUGCAUUUCUUGGAGGACAAACACCGCGCAUUCUUUGGACCCAAACAACAAAAACAAACCACCACCAUGGCGAGCACCGAGGAUAAAGUGAAUGCGAAACAGGAGACUGCGACUACCUGGAAGGACUCCUUCUACAACCCGAGGACCGGGGAGUUUAUGGGUCGCACGGCCAGCAGCUGGGCCCUCAUCCUGCUCUUCUACCUGGUGUUCUACUGCUUCCUGGCCGGGAUGUUUGCACUGACCAUGUGGGUGAUGCUGAUGACUCUGGACGACUACGUGCCCAAGUACAGAGACCGCGUUCCCUCCCCAGGGUUGGCGAUUCAACCAAAUUCACUGGAUAUUGUCUACAAUAAAUCUGAACCAUUAAAGUAUGCACCGUACGUCCAGAAGCUGGAAUCCUUCCUGCUGAAUUAUAAUGAUACAGAGCAGGAGAAGAACGAAGACUGUCCCCGAGGAGAUUACUUUCUGCAGGACACUGAAGACAUGGUGAAGAAAGCGUGUCGCUUCAAGAGGGGCAUCCUGAGUCUGUGCUCCGGCCUCUCCGACACCAACUUCGGAUAUUCUGAGGGGAAACCAUGCAUCCUGCUCAAAUUGAACAGGAUCAUCGGACUUAAACCUCUUGGGGAUCCCUACAUCAGCUGCGCAGUCAAAAGAGAGGAACCCAUUCAAAUGCAGUAUUUCCCCCGUGAGGCCCGCAUUGAUAAGAUGUAUUUCCCUUACUACGGAAAGAAAGCCCAAGAGACCUACGUCCAGCCCCUGGUUGCUGUGAAGCUGCUGAUCACCAAGGAGGACUACAACAAGGAGCUGGCGAUUGAGUGCAAGGUGGAGGGCUCCGAUCUCCGUAACAACGACGAGAGGGAUAAGUUCCUGGGCCGUGUGACCUUCCGGAUCAAGGUAGAGGAGUAAAAAGACGAGAAACCGACGCAGAGGCUGCCCAGGAUUUGAAAAAUAAAGAUAACAAAAAGGAAGGAAGUGUCAAAUACGUCACAAAGGCGGCAUUUUGUGGGACGUGGCCCAACAGUUUGUUGUAGAUAGGUUAGAUGCAGAUAUUGAAUGUCGCUUUGCUGACAUUCUGACCCUUCUUUCUUUCACAAUCUUCCCAAAAGUCAGACAAAGGUUCUGCUUCCUGACCCCACCAUCUCAUUCAACUGUUGCACUGCACAUUCCUCACCCCCUUUAUUAUUUUGACAUUUUUAGUAUUGAUGUGAUUAGAAGAAUUAUAGCCAUUGCCACCAAGCAACUUGGAGCUCUUGUGUAAUUUCUGAUACAACUUAUUUCCUUUAGUUUUUUCUGCUCAUAUCUCCCAUCUGUAUGAAUGACCGCAUUGUUGAGCCAGUAGAACAUCCCUUCAUCGCAUCACAAAGACGUCAUAGGAAACGUACCUUGAUAAUCAAGUAUAGCCACUGUAUCCCUGUAUAUGAAAUGCCAAUUACAAAAUCCCUUUCUACAUAUAAAUACAUUGUGAUCCUUAUCAUAUUUAGGGAACUAUAGAUAGAUCUUUGUGUCGAGGCCUGCGUGGCCGUGACCCAGUCUCGUGCUGUCUGUCUGUCUGCAUGUCUGUCUGUCUGUCUGUCUGUCUGUCUGUCUGUCUGUCUGUCUGUCUGUCUGCCCGUCUUCCUGUUUACUCACCUCUCCACUGCAAUAGCCAACAUGUGGGCAGGCCCUCCGGGAGAAGCUGUCUCACUCCACCUUCGCCGGGUGCUGCGCAGUGAUGGUGGCUGAGGCGACACACACACACACACACACCAAGAGAGUACAGUGUAAAAAGAAACUAGAAAGUGUCGCAUAAAUUAAAACUGUAACUAUGUACUGUAUAUCUUCACGUGAUCUGUAUAUCUAUCUGGGUCUCAACGAUUGUUUGUCAGUUUCUUCAGCCUGUUGAUCUGAUUGUCUACCAAUCUAUUACUCUUCAAUGUAUAUAUAUAUACACACACUAUCUACCAUAUUUACUUCACACUGUAUUUUUGUCACAACACACAAUGUCUGUGCACUGUAAAGAAAUAAUUUAAGCAAAGAUUUACAGGAAAUUAUCUUAUUCAAAGCUAUGUUUACACAGUCUUAAAAGGAACCCUCAUUUGAAAUACCAUCUUGUAACAUCUCUUCAGGGUGCCUUAAGACCUGAUCAAAUAAAUUGUGGAAUAAAAGUGAUUUUGAAGAAAAAAUGA
Molecule: messenger RNA, 2328 nt
Organism: Eleginops maclovinus (Patagonian blennie)
Lineage: Eukaryota; Metazoa; Chordata; Actinopteri; Perciformes; Eleginopidae
Gene: atp1b3a
Product: ATPase Na+/K+ transporting subunit beta 3a
Exons: 7
Coding region: 230-1069 (279 amino acids)
Biological process (GO): potassium ion import across plasma membrane; sodium ion export across plasma membrane; intracellular sodium ion homeostasis
Cellular component (GO): sodium:potassium-exchanging ATPase complex
Molecular function (GO): ATPase activator activity
Source: RefSeq, a predicted model, not a curated record